AUGCCCCUGCGAAAAAAGCUCAAAGCUCGCUCCGUGUCUCCGAGCAAGCAAUCAGCAUCUGGGUCGAUUUCACCCACGACAGAACUCGAUGAGGAGUUUGAGAAUGUAGUUGCACCUGCGAGCCUGGAAAUCGACCUCGAUGAGGCUAGAAAGGUCGCCAACGAGUUCAGAUCCUCGUGUCUCAGUAGAGCAAUAUCAUGUGCUUUUUCGGGUGAAGGAGAGUCGUGGUGUCCAGGUCCCCCGGUCGGCCCCGGCAUUCAGGCUUGCCAUAUCAUCCCUCAGCACCAUUAUCAUGUAUAUCCUGUUACUUGCGGGGAUGCAGACGACGAUGUUCCUCCUGAAGCGAGUAAUCGCAGGCUGAAAGAAGCAUAG
Messenger RNA from Fusarium subglutinans, 372 nucleotides. RefSeq lists its product as uncharacterized. The coding region runs from base 1 to 372 and encodes 123 amino acids. Lineage: Eukaryota; Fungi; Ascomycota; Sordariomycetes; Hypocreales; Nectriaceae. The record is from RefSeq and is a predicted model, not a curated record. The transcript has a single exon.